Messenger RNA from Eruca vesicaria subsp. sativa (arugula), 1326 nucleotides. NCBI's taxonomy places the organism in Eukaryota, Viridiplantae, Streptophyta, Magnoliopsida, Brassicales, Brassicaceae. The record is from the annotation of a GenBank genome assembly.
AUGAAUCACUCUCUUCACUUUCUCCUCUUCUUUCUCCUUCUAACCCAAGCGUCUUCCCUCCGCUUCUCCCCGUCUCAACCCAACCUAACCCUCUACGGAGACGCCUUCUUCCGCGGCCACACAAUCUCCCUCACUCACCAACAGCCCUGUUUCCCCACACCUUCCCCUCCCAACUGCUCCUCCUCAGGCCUCGGACGCGCACUCUACGUCUACCCCAUCAAGUUCCUAGAACCCUCCACCAACACAACCGCUUCUUUCUCCUGCCGCUUCUCCUUCACCAUCAUCUCCUCCCUUUCUUGCCCCUUCGGCGAUGGCUUCGCCUUCUUGAUCACCUCGAACGCAGAGUCUUUCACCUUCUCCAACGGCUUCUUGGGUCUCCCCGACCCGGUUCUAGACCCGCACGGCUCCUUCAUCGCCGUCGAGUUCGAUACUUCCUUCGACCCGAGUCACGGAGACAUCAACGAUAACCACGUUGGUAUCGAUGUGAACUCAGUAGUCUCCGUUGCUUCCGUUGACGCGGUUUCGAAAGGGAUUGAUCUUAAGAGCGGGAGGGAGAUGAAUGUGUGGAUUGAGUAUAGCGACGUACUCAAACUCAUGAGAGUUUGGGUUGGGUACUCACGUGUUAAGCCCAAGAAGCCAGUUUUGUCUGCGCGGGUUGAUCUCGCGGGGAAGUUUAGAGAGUACAUGCACGUGGGGUUCACUGCCUCUAACUCAGUACUUGGUUCAGCGUUUCAUAUCGUUGAGAGGUGGAAAUUUAGAACCUUUGGGUCUCACCCUGAGGCGAUUCAAGAAGAUGAUGAUUGGUUGGUUUGCUUUGAGAAUCCUGGGAAUGGUCGUCACCGUUAUGGUUUGGAUGUUAGGGUUUCGGUUGUUGGGUUAAGGAUACCGUUUUGGAGUCUCUUACCUGGUUUAGCUGCUGUUGUGGUUCUCACUGCGUUUAUUGCUUACUCGUUGAUUCGAGGGAAGAGGAGGGUUGUUUGUGAAGGAGGAGGGAUGACUAGAGUCCCGGGAAGAUUAUCUUUGUCUGAGAUAAAGUCUGCGACUUCGGGGUUUAACGAGAAUACUAUCGUGGGUCACGGAGCUACAGCAACUGUGUAUAGAGGCUCCAUUCCUACGGUUGGAUCAGUGGCUAUAAAGCGUUUUGAUCGGGCUCAUUGGCCGCAGUGUAACCGUAACCCUUUCACCACGGAGUUUACUACAAUGACGGUUCUUCCGGCAAGGAGGCCUUUGCUGAGGAUACAGUUGACUUCAGAGGCGGAGGCAAUGAUUGCUGAUAGUUUGGUUCGGGAUGAACUUCCUUGGAUGACGCCAAAGUCACACUUUUAG